AGCUCUUGGGGAGCCCGACAGGCAGUCCUCUGCACUCUGGAGGGGCACCUGGGACGCCCGAGCCCCCCCCCCCCCAGAUUGUGGAGGUGGGGCCUAAUUGCGAAGUUGGUUCUGCUGCCACAGGGUGGUGGGCCCAGAGGACUUGGGGGGUUGCCGCCUGCCGGACCCAGACCUGGGCCUGGGUGGGAAAAGCCGCCCGCUGACGGGGUGUGCGAGGCUCCGUCCUUGGGGUGUGGCGGGUGCUGUGAGGUGGGGAACCCCCUUCUGAAGGAGCCUCUCCACCCCACGCCCGCCCACACUCCGGAGCCAGGCCUCUGGGCAGCUUUGAGGGACUGUCCUGGAUCUGGAACCCACCGCGCCCCGGCCCCCUUGGUAUGCGUCCUCCGUAUCCGGGACAUCUCUUGUCCCACUCUGGCCACACUCGGCUUUACUACCCUGCUUCCCAGGUCAGAAGGUUCAGAUGCAGGACCCUGGGACGUGCUGGUCGCCGAGCAGAUGCUCUCCAGCCCCAGGCACCUGGGAAGGGUGUGGUAAGGGCAGAUCCCGGGGCUCAGUCCUGCUGCUGCCUAGAUUUCCUGCCUGCCCAUGCCAAGGGGGGCUUCCAUCCCCACCCCCGCCCAGGGAGGGCUCCUCCCAGGGCUUGCCCAGGGUGCUGUUUAGAUGACCUUGGUCUCAGCGCUGUGUGGCGUGGGCCUUCAGCUUACCGAAAUUCAGUCGGGCCGAGUAAACCACAGGUCCUUGGUCCCACCAGCCCCAUCUCCGGUGUUUGCUGCCUGUGCGAUGGGCGGCCUGUCCCGGCCAGUGCGGUUUCCUCCCUGCUGAGCGCCCUGGGACUUCACAUCUUUGGGACAUGCCUGGACCGGGAGCCGUGCAGGGUGCCGCCCUGGAAACGCAGAGAGUCCUGCCUUGUGUAGGCCCCCCCCAACCCUCAUGUUCCCCCAUCAGCCGGGGUCACCCGAGGCCCUCCCCACUAGCAGAAAGGGUUUCAUUGUGACCCCAAGACCUGCUGGCAGGUCGUAACCCUGAGAAGGGCCCGGAGAAGGUUGUGAGAUUUUUCUUGAGGAACAAUGUCUGCUGCUUAUGGCUGCGGGGCCGACGCCCACCAGCCUCCGUCUUGCCGGACACGAUGAAUCUCAGGCUGGUCUGGACCUGCUUUGGGGGAGAUCCAGCCCCAGGACGGCUGGGGCAGGUUGGGGAGCCAGCAGGGGUCGGCCGGCCCAGCCCCCUCCUCUGACCUGGACUGGGCAGGUCUGAGAGGAGCUUUGAUCCCCCCGCCCUUCCAUCCCCAGCCCAGGGCCUAGAGGGAGGAGGGGCUCCAAUUACAGAGGCCCCUCCCCUCCCCUUCCCUCCCCUCCCCCGCUGAGCCGGCCCUUCUCUGGCCCUUCUCCGCCCCUCCGUGACCCUCGUGGCCAGUGUCUUCCGUGCUCCCGGGCCUCGGCCCCUCCCCAGCCCUCCUCCCCUCCCCACCCCCUGCCCUGUGCUGACCACAGAGGGGCCAGGCAGGGGAGGGGCCGGCGCCACACACACAGACUCGGAGCUGGGAGAGGCCGCGAACCUACCCAGCCCCUACCCAGCCCCUCACACUGGGAGACGAAGCCUCUGCUGUGGGCUCGGACCCUGGAGGCCAAGGGGGGAACCCUGGGGACCAGGCGGGGGCCCCAGGGCAGGGGCAGCGACCACAGGCCCAGAGAGGUAGAUGCCUUCAUUCGGGAGGCUAGGCAGCGCCUGAGGAGGGACUGGUGGUCACAUCCCCCACCCCCUGGCCCGCGGUCCCCAUGCUGGCGCCGAGGCCACUCCUACUGCUGCUCCUCAUGGUCGGGCUGACCCUGGGGGCCAGCCUGCCGCCGGCACCCCGAAGCCAUCCAGGCGUGUGCCCCAACCAGCUCAGCCCCAGCCUGUGGGUGGACGCGAGCACCUGUGAGCGUGAGUGCGUCGGGGACCAGGACUGUGCGGCCCACGAGAAGUGCUGCGCCAACGUGUGCGGGCUGCAGAGCUGCGUGGCUGCGCGCUUCCCCGCCGCCGGCCCGGCCGCGCCCCCGCCGCCCGCCUCGUGCGAGGGCUUCCCCUGCCCUCAGCAGGGCUCCGCCUGCCACCUAUGGGACGGGCAGCCGGCGUGCCGCUGCCGCGACCGCUGCGAGAGGGAGCCCAGCUUCACCUGCGCCUCGGACGGCCUCACCUACUACAACCGCUGCUACAUGGACGCCGAGGCCUGCCGGCGCGGGCUGCGGCUGCACGUGGUGCCCUGCAAGCGCACGCGAGGCUGGCCACCUGAGCCGGGGCCGCCGGACCCCACGGCCCGCCCCACGCCCGGCCACGCGCCCAUGCCGCCCGCGCUCUACAGCAGCCCCGCGCCGCAGGCCGUGUUCGUGGGUGGCACCGCCAGCCUGCACUGCGAUGUCGGCGGCCGCCCGCCGCCCGCGGUGACCUGGGAGAAGCAGAGUGACCAGCGGGAGACCCUGAUCAUGCGGCCGGACCAGAUGUACGGCAAUGUGGUGGUCACUAGCAUCGGGCAGCUGGUGCUUUACAACGCGCGGCUGGAGGACGCGGGCCUCUACACCUGCACCGCCCGCAACGCCGCUGGCCUGCUACGCGCCGACUUCCCGCUGUCUGUGCUCCGGCGGGGCUCGGCUGGGGACGGGGACGAGGCGCGUGCCCCCGCCGGCCCCGCCGAGUGCCUGCCUGACCCACAGGCCUGCGGCAGCGCACCCUCCAGCCUCGUGCUCUGGCACUUCGACCCCCAGCGGGGUGGCUGCAUGACCUUCCCCGCCUGCAGCUGCGAGGGCGGCAGCCGGGGCUUCGAGAGCUACGAGGCGUGCCAGCAGGCCUGCGCCAAGGGCCCCGGCGACGCGUGUGUGCUGCCAGCCGUGCAGGGGCGUUGCCAGGGCUGGGAGCCGCGCUGGGCCUACAGCCCGCUGCUGCAGCAGUGCCACCCCUUCCUGUAUGGCGGCUGCGAGGGCAACGGCAACAACUUCGAGAGCCGCGCCAGCUGCGAGGACGCCUGCCCCGUGCCACGCACGCCGCCCUGCCGGGCCUGCCGCCUGCGGAGCAAGCUGGUGCUGAGCCUGUGCCGCAGUGACUUUGCCAUCGUGGGGCGGCUCACCGAGCUGCUGGAGGAGCCCGAGGCUGGGGGCGGCAGCAUUGCCCGCGUCGCCCUGGACGAGGUACUCAAGGACGACAAGAUGGGCCUCCGGUUCCUGGGCACCAGGUACCUGGAGGUGACACUGAGCGGCAUGGACUGGGCCUGCCCCUGCCCUAACGUGACGGCUGGCGACGGCCCGCUGGUCAUCAUGGGGGAGGUGCGAGACGGUGUGGCCGUGCUGGACGCCGGCAGCUAUGUCCGGGCCGCAAGCGAGAAGCGCGUCAAGAAGAUCUCGGAGCUGCUGGAGAAGAAUGCCUGCGAGCUGCUGAACCGCUUCCAGGACUGACCCCACCCACACUGCCCCCCCUCACCCCGGUCUGCCCACCCUGCCUUCCUGCCCCAUGGAAUAAAAGCCAGCGUUUC
Molecule: messenger RNA, 3502 nt
Organism: Lutra lutra (Eurasian river otter)
Lineage: Eukaryota; Metazoa; Chordata; Mammalia; Carnivora; Mustelidae
Gene: WFIKKN1
Product: WAP, follistatin/kazal, immunoglobulin, kunitz and netrin domain containing 1
Biological process (GO): negative regulation of transforming growth factor beta receptor signaling pathway
Cellular component (GO): extracellular region
Molecular function (GO): serine-type endopeptidase inhibitor activity; receptor antagonist activity; transforming growth factor beta binding
Source: RefSeq, a predicted model, not a curated record